Ilyonectria robusta is the source of this 1092-nucleotide messenger RNA. RefSeq lists its product as uncharacterized. Bases 1 to 1065 code for a protein of 354 amino acids. The record is from RefSeq and is a predicted model, not a curated record. The transcript has 2 exons. Lineage: Eukaryota; Fungi; Ascomycota; Sordariomycetes; Hypocreales; Nectriaceae.
AUGGCAGCCCCUGUGAGCCUUGGCAAUAUGACCUUCUGGGUGCCUCCGGCUGUCGCAGUCCCAGAGUGCGCUAGCCAGGUGAAGCAGCAGGAGCAGCUUCUGUCCCAGCCAGAAUAUUCCUCCCCUCACGUGAGCGAAGAACAACCUCACACAUUAGGUUUCACCGGUCCGACAACGAAUGAACCGAUAUUGAUACCGUCCGACACUGAGGGCCGGUUAGACAUAGACGAUACAAAUGGUGAUAAUGGCUGUCGAGACGUGGGCUGGCAUUCGGACGAUACACUUCUAUCGGCUGAUGCCCUUGUGCCGUCUCUUGCCACGGCCUCGCCUGACGAUGUUUGCUAUAUUGUGGCAAGCGACGACAUACCAGAAGGUUCCCUUACACAACCGCCCUCUCCGAAGGGAUCAGAAGAAGAGGACCUCCGGGAGGGCCGCGGCCGAGCUCCCAACGCCGAUAAAGAGAGGACUCAAACCAAUCAACGGUCGAAUCCCAACUUCAAUAUUAACGCCGACAUCCAGCCCCAUUCUAAUAGCGACUAUAACACGCAAGGAUACCAGGAGGGGCUGGAGUAUGGUAUCCUCCCAGGCCUACCAAGACUUCCACUGUGCGGCGACAGCAAAGCCAAUAAUAGCCCUGAUGUCGACCAGUAUAUACUCAAACGCCGCAAGACCCACAAGUCUAUAGCCAGGGUCGAUAACUGCUCCCGCGAAGUCCAUAGAGAACUCUUUUAUCUAAUUACGGCAUCCAAACCCAAGACCACAUCGGAAACCAGCUAUAGUUAUAACAGUAUCGUACGAGGUGACCAAGAGUACUCUCCUCCAGCACGGAAUAGCCACGCAACAGAGGCGCUAAGCGAGAGCUGUUUACCGAUGAUGAUUCUGACCACCAUGCCCGCAAACGGCGUAAGCUUAGACGAUCCUCAACCCGCGGCAAGCCUCGCCAACGACUACAUGCUGCCAGUCCAUCAAGCCGCCGAUCACCAUCGAAUGACAAGCAAGAUGAGGGUGACCCACGGGCUCCGUCAGCGACGUUUUAAGAAUGGAGUCUCGAAGAUGCUACUUUGAAACGCGACUUCUUAGGUGGUCAAGCCU